Penicillium taxi is the source of this 189-nucleotide messenger RNA. RefSeq lists its product as uncharacterized. The transcript has a single exon. NCBI's taxonomy places the organism in Eukaryota, Fungi, Ascomycota, Eurotiomycetes, Eurotiales, Aspergillaceae. The record is from RefSeq and is a predicted model, not a curated record. The coding region runs from base 1 to 189 and encodes 62 amino acids.
AUGAUUGAAAAACCAGAUGGCGAAGAUUUGAAGAAGAGAAAGGUGGGGGGAGGUGUAGGAUGGAGGAAAGACGAGAUGAAAGUCGUCUUGAAGAAAAAGCGACUUGGAGGAAGUCGCUCCGUGCGGGCCCUUUCGCGUGUAGACUCACCGCCCGGCAGAAAUGCCCAGAGGAAAAGAGGUGAGUAUUGA